Molecule: messenger RNA, 382 nt
Organism: Paramecium primaurelia
Lineage: Eukaryota; Ciliophora; Oligohymenophorea; Peniculida; Parameciidae
Source: the annotation of a GenBank genome assembly
AUGGAUAUUUAUGUGUUUGUCAAUUAAGAACAUGCUAUAAUAGUUAAAAAAGUUGUAAUGAAAUCCCUGCUUAAAUUGGAAAUGAGAAGGCUUAUUUUUAUGAAGUCAAGACUAAAAGUUAAUGUACUAACAUGUCAGGAACAACAUGCGCUUAACUAAAGAGUGUCUCUUUAUAGUGUAGACAAAAAUUCAACAUCUCAUUGUGCAAAAAUGAAAUAUGGAAAAAAUUAAUGUACAUAUGUAAAUAGUUAUACUUAUGUCAAAUUAAAUGCAUGUGAAAGUCAUGAUGGAUCAAAUUCAUCUGAAUUGGAACCUUUUGAUAGAGAAUGUAAAAUUUUUAUGAUUUAAAGAUGUUUUAAUUCUAAACUCGACAAUAUUUUGA